CGCUUUUGCUUGUCGCUGCACCACUGUCAUUAUAUCAAAGAGGUCGUCGUCGUCGUUGUCCACAACCUCUUCCCACCUCUAGCCCACCAUGCUCGGCUCAAACGUUCUCCGCGCAAACCAGCGCCAGGCCAAGCGCCAGCUCUCCACCUCGGCUAGCAACGCCGCUAAGGCCGGCCUCAACCGCUACUCCAAGAUCAUUACCCAGCCCAAGUCGCAGGGUGCCUCGCAGGCCAUGCUCUACGCCACCGACGGCAUUGAGAACAUUGAGGACCUCGCGAAGCCCAUGAUCGGUGUCGCAUCGGUGUGGUACGAGGGCAACCCAUGCAACGGGCACAUCCUGGGUCUGGGUCAGCGCAUCAAGCAGUCACUCCAGCGUGCUGGCGUCACCGGCUACCAGUUCGGCACUGUUGGUGUCUCGGACGGUAUCUCGAUGGGCACACGCGGCAUGUCAUACUCUCUGCAGUCGCGUGACCUGAUUGCGGACCAGGUUGAGACCGCCGCCGGUGGCCACUGGCUCGACGGCAUGGUUGUCGUCCCGGGUUGCGACAAGAACAUGCCCGGUGUCCUGAUCGGCCUUGGCCGCCUCAACCGCCCCGGUCUCAUGGUGUACGGCGGCACGAUUCGCCCCGGCCACUGUGGCGGCGGCAACACCGGCCGCCCGGAGGAGGUUGUCGACAUUGUGUCGGCGUUCCAGGCCUACGGCCGCUACCUCCAGGAGGGCCAAACCGAGGAGGCCGAGAAGAUCCGCUACGACACCAUCCGCAACGCUUGCCCCGGUCCUGGCGCGUGCGGCGGCAUGUACACUGCCAACACUAUGGCUUCGGCCACCGAGGCCCUCGGUAUGGCGCUCCCCGGCUCGUCGUCGUUCCCCGCCGAGUACAAGGAGAAGCUUGAGGAGUGCGACAGCGUCGGCGACGUCAUGCUCAACCUUCUUGAGAAGAACAUCCUCCCUCGCGACAUUAUGACCCGCGCGGCGUUUGAGAACGCCAUGGUUCUCACCAUGGCGCUUGGUGGCUCGACCAACGCCGUCCUCCACCUGCUCGCCAUCGCGCACUCUGUCGGCGUCGAGCUGACUAUCGACGACUUCCAGAAGGUCUCGGACCGCGUGCCGUUCCUUGCCGACCUCAAGCCCUCGGGCAAGUACGUCAUGGAGGACGUUUACACCAUCGGCGGCACUCCUUCCGUCAUCCACUACCUCAUCAAGGAGGGGCUGAUGACCGGCAACGAGAUGACCGUUACAGGCAAGACUCUCGGCGAGAACUGCGAGGAGUGGAUGGCCAAGCACGGCAAGCUCUGGGAGGGCCAGGACAUCAUCCGCCCCGUCUCCAACCCUAUCAAGGAGACUGGUCACAUCCGCAUCCUGCGCGGCAACCUCGCACCUGGCGGCGCCGUCGCCAAGAUCACCGGCAAGGAGGGUCUGCAGUUCACGGGCAAGGCCCGUGUGUUCGACGAGGAGAGCGCCUUCGUCGAGGCCGUCGAGAGCGGCUCGAUUAAGAAGGGUGAGAAGACGGUCGUCAUCCUCCGCUACCUCGGCCCCAAGGGUGGCCCGGGCAUGCCCGAGAUGCUCAAGCCCACCUCGCUCAUCAUGGGUGCUGGUCUCGGCCACGAUGUCGCGUGCAUCACUGACGGGCGCUUCUCCGGUGGCUCGCACGGCUUCGUGAUCGGCCACGUUGUGCCUGAGGCCCAGGUCGGUGGUCCCAUUGCGCUUGUACAGGACGGCGACGUCGUCAGCAUCGACGCCGAGGCCAACACCAUCAGCUUUGACGUGUCGGACGCCGAGCUGGCCAAGCGCAAGGAGAAGUGGGUUGCGCCGCCUCUCAAGGUCACCCAGGGCACGCUUCUCAAGUACGCCCGCCUUGUGUCGGACGCGUCGCAGGGCUGUGUCACCGACGCCUAAGCAAAAGGAGUAGAGCGCAGCUGGCGAUUUUCUAUAUCUGUCGUAGCAAGGACCACCACCUCCACCCCAAUAGCCAUUUUUCAUAUGUACAACAAUGAUGUGGAAUUUGUUUCCG
Molecule: messenger RNA, 2012 nt
Organism: Cutaneotrichosporon oleaginosum
Lineage: Eukaryota; Fungi; Basidiomycota; Tremellomycetes; Trichosporonales; Trichosporonaceae
Source: RefSeq, a predicted model, not a curated record